Molecule: messenger RNA, 3218 nt
Organism: Diorhabda sublineata
Lineage: Eukaryota; Metazoa; Arthropoda; Insecta; Coleoptera; Chrysomelidae
Product: 60S ribosome subunit biogenesis protein NIP7 homolog
Exons: 8
Coding region: 2109-2651 (180 amino acids)
Biological process (GO): ribosomal large subunit biogenesis; ribosome assembly
Cellular component (GO): nucleolus; preribosome, large subunit precursor; nucleus
Molecular function (GO): RNA binding
Source: RefSeq, a predicted model, not a curated record
AUUUUGACAUCUACUUUUCUGAAUUUUUGAUAAAUAUUUUACUGAAAUUAAUGGCAAGGCUAACGUGAUGAACAUAGUAAAUGUUAAAAGUAAAGAAAUAAAUUUUUAAAUAAUUUACUGUCUCUUAAAACUUGUUAACUUGUAACAUUAUGCUAGCAUCAUACUUUGUGACUAUGGUCAAGUAUAACCAAAAAAGUUAACAUCUUGGAUGCAGACUGAUAAGUUAAGAUGGUUGGUGAAUGCACUCGAAUGAUUACUGAGUGUUUUUAACUAAAAAAUCACAAGCAAAAAUGUGUGAGCUGGACCCUGUUGCAACAAUCAUGCCAACCUUAUCGACUUGUGAUCUAGCAACAAUUCACGAUGUCCCACUCCAUCAUAAUCCAAAAAACUAGCGAACACAACCUUCACAUUUGACCAAACUCCAUAUAUUUCUUGUUUCCAGUUUGUACAGUCAGUUCCAUAGGGAUGAUUGGGUGUCGAUUAAACUUGAAAGAAGGUUCUUUUGAACCACAAUGACAAAGGAAAUAUGAAAUGAUCUGCAAGUCAAAACUGAAGAUCGAUGAAAGUAGAAAAUCUAGAUAUGUAAAAAAUUUGUUAAAUAAGAGAUAUCAAAAAGGAGAUAAUAAAACUGAUACCGUUGAAAUAUAAAAUUAAAAGAGGAAAACCCCAAAUGAGAUCAGCAAAUGAACGUAAAGAUAGAAUUGAAAAAUUGAACCCUUUAUAUAACCCUAUAGCUUAGCUCAAGUGUUGACAUCGAAAUUUUCGAAUUGGUACAAUGUACAAGUCUGUAGAUAAGAAGAGAGCAGUGGAAAAAAUAUCAGAAAUUUCUUUUAUAAGAAAAUUAUUGUAAUUGCAGGUUAAUGCAACAUAAUAUAACAAAUAUACCUGUAAACAUGGCCUGUGUUUUUAUGAAGUGUGUUAACCAGUGCACAUUUUGAAUUAAUUUUAUCUUUAUAACCUAGAAUCAAUAGAUUCAGUGCAAAAAAUCCAUUUACUGUUUUCCACUCUCAAUAAAUGUAGUUUACUGAAAAUCAUGAUGUUAAUGUUUCAUAGCCUUUCAAAAAGAACAUUAAAUUAUUUUGAAAAUAUUUGUAGAUAAAUGAAUUAGUAAAAUAUUUUAUUGCAUUUCCAUCUACAAUUGUGUGAACUGACCAUCGCCUACAGGGAAGGAAAAGCUUAUAGGGAAAAAGUCAAUAGGAGAACACAUUAUAGUGGGGCCCUGGACGUGGUGAAAGCUAACUACUCUCAAGACGCCUCAACUAUGAAACAAAACUAGAAGAUCGACUGGCUUGGCUCAUUCUGUCUUGUAAAGAAAAACCUGGGCCUAUGUUUCGAGGUGUCAGCUUAAUAUUGGUACAUAUUGUUAUCAAUUACAUCAACCAGACUAAAGCCAAAAAGGUCAUCCAUUAAAGCUAUUUUCCAAACAGCCUGUCCCAUAAAACACAGAAAAAACUGUCGUGUAUCGGCAUUCGAAACAACUUCCCAGCUAAAGAAUACUCAAGUCCACUGAUACAAGCAAAAACUAUGUGGAAGAAGUAAGAUUGAUUAUGCUAGCAGCGAGGCUUUAAAAGUUAAGAGACUUCAUUAUUGAUUAAUCGACUGGGAACAGUAAAACUAGCCAAAGACGAUAAAACCGCAGCUCCAAAGACUGCGCCGAGCUCUAUAGGUUUAUACAAUGCGACGUCGCAGCAGUAAAAAUUGACGCGUAUCUGCAAUGAAAAAGGUCGGGGUAGUAAUUGCUACAACCUACCACCAUGUAAAAGAUGUGUAACCACUGGAAACUGUCUCUACCUUCAUAAACUAUUGCAAACAUCACAAUCUACAAUAUAUCUUAGGUUGUGACAACAACGCGUACAUAAAAGCUGGGCGAGCACAAACAUCAACAAAAGAGGAAAAAUGACCAAGAGCAAUUGCAAGAACAAGUUACGUGAUACGGAUGACAUGCUUCUACACGAAGGAUUUAGUUUAAGCCUUGAAGAAAGUACUUAGGAUAGAAAUAAGAUUUAAGGUUUGCAGAAAAAGGCCAAAAUAAGCACGUGUUCUUGAAUCGACAAUUAACCUAAAAAUAAUAAGUUUAUAUUAUUGCUAUAAUAGCACAUUAUAACAUAAUGAAACGAUUAUCUGAUGAAAGAACAAAAAUUCUUUUUGAAAAGUUAGCCAAGUAUAUUGGACCUAAUGUGAAACUUCUAGUAGAACGUCCAGAUGGGCUAUAUUGCUUUAGAGAAAAAAAAGAUAGAGUAUAUUAUAUUUCAGAAAAAAUAUUGAAGCUAGCUAAUACCAUUCCUACUGAUCACCUAGUAUCUGUUGGAACAUGUUUUGGAAAAUUCACAAAGUCCAACAAAUUUAGAUUACAUGUUACUGCUUUACAUUAUUUAGCUCCGUAUGCUCAGAGUAAAAUUUGGUUAAAAGCUUCUGCUGAACAACAGUUCCUGUAUGGAAAUCAUGUAGCAAAAUCAGGAUUGGGACGAAUAAGUGAAAAUACAGAAAAGUACCAAGGAGUAGUUGUUUAUAGUAUGUCAGAUUUACCAUUAGGAUUUGGGGUAGCUGCUAGAUCAACUGCAGAGUGUAAGCAUGCUGAACCUCUAGCUAGUGUUUGUUUCCAUCAAGCAGAUAUUGGUGAAUAUAUAAGAUCAGAAGAGGACCUGUUGUAGAAAUAUGAACUAAAUUACUUUUUGUAUCAAUAAAAUAAACUGAAUUAUUUUUUUUACCAAUAAAGCCAAUGUAAGGAUAACAUGUAUAUAAAUUUUAUAUGCCACUUAGUUUUUAGAGAUAGUAAUGUGUGGUGAUCAAAAUUACUGACAGAUAUAAUGAAAGUGUGUGUUCGCAUAGUGACAGUGUAAAGUGUGUCUUGAAACUUCACGAAAUGAAAUUACGGUGAAAAACCUAAAUUAUUAAGUAAUUGUAACAAUUGUAGACAAUCUAAAGAACCUUUUAGUGGAAAUUAGGAAGGUUGACUAUUCAUCUAUAUGUAAUUGCAGCUUUAUUAUGUCUUGUACACAGAACUUCUAGAUGUACAUGUGUUCCUUACAGAGCUGUGUUUAAGAGUGGGUGUGCCUAAGCUUAAAAAGACUUUCUGAAAAAAUCCAACCUUUCCAAUAACAGUGAAGGUCAUCAACUUGUGUGAAUGAUUCUGAUCAAAUAGAAUUUGAUUAAGCAAAUGAGGAGACAAUUAAAAUAAUCAACUACUCAAGUUUAUGUUUACCAAUAUUAUAAUUCAC